Molecule: messenger RNA, 1272 nt
Organism: Stereum hirsutum FP-91666 SS1
Lineage: Eukaryota; Fungi; Basidiomycota; Agaricomycetes; Russulales; Stereaceae
Product: acid protease
Exons: 7
Coding region: 1-1272 (423 amino acids)
Biological process (GO): proteolysis
Molecular function (GO): aspartic-type endopeptidase activity
Source: RefSeq, a predicted model, not a curated record
AUGUACUUCUCUCCUGCUUUCGUCCUUGCUGCCCUCCCUUUCUUGACUGCCGCCACUCCCGUCUCCGAGGCCCUCAAAGCUCGCUCCAGCUCCACUGGCAUCUCACUCUCUAAACGCCCUGGACUCCGAAACGACGAUGGGACUGUGAACACGGCGGUUCUUCGCUCCAGUCAGGCCCUCUCGAUCUCAAAGAUUGCGAAGGGCUUUGCUGCUUAUGAGAAGAAUAUUGGAUCCCCACACCCACUUGCGGCUGGGUUGAGCGCCGCUCUUCCCUCAAAGAGAGAUGACGGUAGCGGCAGCGACCCGCUUGUUGACUACGGUGCCCAGCUGUGGUUCGGUUCGAUCUCCGUGGGUACCCCCGCCACGAUAUAUACGGUCGACUUCGAUACCGGAUCCAGCGACCUUUUCCUCCCUGGACCCGACUGCGGUGUUUCAUGCAAAGACCACACGGCCUACAAUCCUUCCAACAGCUCGACUUCGGCGAAGGUUGGCCAGCCAUUCUCGCUCACUUACGGCGAUGGCUCCUCGGUCAGUGGCGAUCAAUACACUGAUACCGUCACUAUCGCUGGUUUGUCUGCUACGAAUCAAACCCUCGGCGCCGCAUCGACAUACUCCACGAGUUUUGAGAGCACCUCUUUCCCAGCUGAUGGACUCAUGGGCAUGGGAUUCAAGAGCAUCUCAGAUUAUGGCGCCAACCCAGUUUUCCAGACUCUUGUAGCCGAAGGCCAGGUCGACCAGCCUGUUUUCUCAUUCAAGCUUUCUUCGAGCCACGCGGAGCUUUUCCUCGGCGGAACGGACAACAGUGAUGUCAGUGGCGAUUUCACAUAUGUCCCUGUCACAGAGGAGGGAUACUGGCAGGUCGACCUGGACAGCGUCGCGCUGAACGGCAACACCACUGUUUCUCAAAUCUCUUCCAUCAUCGACACUGGCACCACCCAGAUCCUUGGUGAUACCACCAACGUCGCUGCCAUCUACGCGCAAAUCCCUGGCGCCGCUUUGGCCCCGGAGGAAGGCGACGGAAUCUACACCAUACCCUGCGACUUCAACUCCACCCUCUCGCUCACGUUUGGCGGUACCGCAUUCUCUGUCAACGCCAGUACCUUCAAUCUUGGACAACUUAGCUCAAACGACUCGUCCACUUGCAUUGGUGGUCUUGGUGCGCAAUCCCAGCUCACGAACCGUUUCUGGGUCGUAGGUGAUGUAUUCUUGCAGAACGUUUACACCGAGUUCGAUGUUGGAAACUCGCAGGUUGGAUUCGCUACGUUGGUCUGA